Linderina pennispora is the source of this 2298-nucleotide messenger RNA. Its product is annotated as pre-mRNA-splicing factor SYF1. The annotation marks the transcript as partial. The record is from RefSeq and is a predicted model, not a curated record. Lineage: Eukaryota; Fungi; Kickxellomycota; Kickxellomycetes; Kickxellales; Kickxellaceae. Gene Ontology annotation, cellular component: post-mRNA release spliceosomal complex; U2-type catalytic step 2 spliceosome; Prp19 complex. Gene Ontology annotation, molecular function: protein binding. The transcript is spliced from 2 exons. Gene Ontology annotation, biological process: generation of catalytic spliceosome for first transesterification step; mRNA splicing, via spliceosome.
UUUUUUUUCAAAUAAAUCUCGUUUUUCUUCUUCGGAAUGGACAUUGACAUCAGCGACAACGACCUUGGGUUUGAGCAGGAGGUCCUGCGUGAGCCAUUUAAACUCAAGGGCUGGCUGCGAUACCUCGACCACAAGCGGGACGGACCAGCGCGCACACUGUCGAUUAUUUACGAGCGUGCAGUGAAGAACCUCCCGGGCUCAUACAAGCUUUGGAAGCAGUAUCUAGACCAUCGGAGUGGCCUUCUGGAGAAACUUAAUCCGCUGACAAAUGCUGACGAGUACCGUAAAGUGAACUUGUGCUUUGAGCGUGCGCUGCUGCUCUUGCACAAGAUGCCACGGCUUUGGAUCGAUUAUGGCAAAUUCAUGUGUAAGCAAGCAGAUCCGACAGCAGCUCGACGUGUGUUUGACCGGGCGCUCAGGGCGCUGCCAGUGACGCAGCACGAGCGGAUCUGGCCGAUAUACUUGAAGUUUGUCAGGCGUGUGGGCGGAGUGACGGCGGAUCGUGUGUACGCUAGGUACCUGCAGGUGUGGCCUGAGGAGUCAGAGCUGUGGAUUGACUGGUGUGUUGAGCAGCGGCGGUGGCGCGAAGCAUGCGUUUGGCUUGUCAGGGUUCUGAAUAGCGUCAUGUUCCGAAGCCCACGGGGCACGACGCCGUUCCAGUUCUGGAAUCAGUUGGCGAUGAUCAUUCGGAAUCAGCCUGAGGAGACCAAGGAUUUGGAUUCGGAAGGAGUUUUGCGCGACGGUAUCUCGCGAUUCAGCGAUCAAGUAGGCGAGCUGUGGACAGCGCUUGCUAGCCAUUAUAUUGCACUGGGCAGGUUCGAGCAGGCGCGAGAUAUCUACGAGGAGGCGAUUCGCAGCGUGGCGACAGUGAGAGACUUCACAAUGGUGUUUGACGCCUAUGCAGAGUUUGAAGAAGCGGCGAUUUCGGCGGAGAUGGAGGCAGAAGUCAGAGAUGCGUCCAAGAGCGAGAAGGGGUUCCUAGAGAUCGCACAAGACCGUCAGAUGACGCUUGAUCUAAGAUUGCUGCGGUUUGAGAGGCUCAUGGACCGCAGGCCGUUUUUGGUCAAUGAUGUGGUGCUCAGACAGAACCAGAACAACGUGCAGGCGUGGCUCAAGCGUGCUCAGCUGUGGGACGCGCGCAAGCAAGCGAUCAUCGAGACAUUCGAUAAGGCUGUAGAAACCGUGGUGCCGUACAAGGCAUCGGGUGGAACGCUGGCAGAGAUCUGGCUUGCGUACGCACGGCAUUUUGUCGACAAGCCCUCGGAGAUGCGCCGGGUACUUGACCGGGCUGUGGCCGCUCCAUACAAAGCUGUGUCUGAGCUGGUGGACGUGUAUAUUGCGUAUGCUGAAGCCGAGCUGGCAUGGGACAACCCUGACGGCGCUCUAAUGGUGCUUACUCGAGCAACAGCAGUGCCCAAGGCCAGCAAGCCCACGGUCGACUACCGCGACGAUAGCCUGCCCGCGCAGCACCGGGUGUUCAAGUCGCUGAAAGUUUGGUCAAUGGUUGUCGAUCUGGAAGAGAGUCUGGGUACUGUGGAGUCAACUCGGCUCGCGUACGACCGGAUGCUGGAGCUCAAGAUUGCAACACCACAGGUGGUGGUCAACUACGCAACGUUCCUACAGGAUCACGGGUACUUUGAGGACUCCUUCAAGGUAUAUGAGCGCGGUAUCGAUGCAUUCGGAUACCCGGUAGCCGUGGAGCUUUGGACGAUCUACUUGAAAAGGUUUGUGGACCGGUACAGAGGCGACAAGCUGGAGCGUGCACGCGAUCUAUUCGAGCAGGCACUGGAGAAAUGUCCCGAACGGUACGCCAAGCCAAUCUUUUUGGCGUUUGGCAAGCUGGAGGAGGACCACGGUCUUGCCAGAAGAGCCCUCAAGGUGUACGAGCGUGCGACGCAGGGUGUGCCUAGGGCUGAGCGGCUGGAGAUGUUCCAGUACUAUGUGGCCAAGACAGCAUCGAUGCUGGGUGUACCCGCGACGCGGGCCAUCUAUGAGCGUGGAAUCGAGGAGUUGCCCGACAAGCAGGCGUUGUUGCUGGCCAUGGACUUUGCGCAGACCGAGCGGCAACUGGGUGAGAUCGAUCGCGCCAGGGCCCUGUAUGCCUAUGCUUCCCAGUUCGCUGAUCCAAGAGUGGAUCCGGGUCUGUGGACGACGUGGCACGAGUUCGAGGUGCAGCACGGCAACGAGGACACGUUCAAGGAGAUGCUGAGGAUCAAGCGGUCGGUGCAGGCCAGAUUCAACACCGAUGCACAUAACCUGGCAGCCAUGGAGAUCGAGCAGAAAAACGAAGCCAAGGCC